AUGCCCCCGGCGCUCGCCCUGGCGCUGCUGCUGCUGCUCGCGGCGCACCCCGGGGCGCGCGGCCGGAACCUCAAGUACAGGAUCUACGAGGAGCAGCGCGUGGGCUCGGUCAUCGCCCGGCUCGCCGAGGACGUGGCGGACGCGCUGGUGAAGCCGCCCCACCUGCCCGUGCGCUUCCGAGCCAUGCAGCGGGGGAGCGCGCCGCUGCUGGCGGUCAGCGAGGACACGGGCGAGAUCCGCAUCGGGGCCAAGAUCGACCGCGAGCAGCUGUGCCAGAAGAACCUGAACUGCUCCAUCGAGUUCGAUGUCAUCACGCUGCCCACCGAGCACCUGCAGCUCUUCCACGUCGAGGUGGAGGUGCUGGACAUCAACGACAACGCCCCGCAGUUCGCCCGCGCGCUCAUCCCCAUCGACAUCUCCGAGAGCGCCGCGGUGGGGACGCGCAUCCCCCUGGACAGCGCCUUCGACCCGGACGUGGGGGACAACGCCCUGCACACCUACGCGCUCGCCGCCAACGACUUCUUUGACAUCGAGGUGCGCACCAGGACCGACGGCGCCAAGUACGCGGAGCUCAUCGUGGUCCGGGAGCUGGACCGCGAGCGGGAGGCCAGCUACGAGCUCCAGCUCACCGCCUCCGACAUGGGGGUGCCGCAGAGGUCCGGCUCCUCGCUCCUGAAGAUCAGCAUUUCCGACUCCAACGACAACAGCCCGGCGUUUGAGCGCCCGUCCUACAUCAUCCAGCUCCCGGAGGACGCCCCGGUGGGCACGCUGCUGCUGGACCUCAACGCCACCGACCCGGACGAGGGCGCCAACGGGAAGAUCGUCUACUCCUUCAGCAGCCACGUGUCCCCCAGAAUUAUGGAGACCUUUAACAUCGACCCAGAAAGGGGACAUUUGACGCUUUUCAAGCAGGUGGAUUAUGAGCUCACCAAGUCCUACGAGAUUGAUGUGCAGGCGCAGGAUCUGGGUCCGAACUCCAUCCCAGCGCACUGCAAGAUCAUCAUCAAGGUGGUGGACGUGAAUGACAACAAACCCGAAAUCAACAUCAACUUCAUGUCCCCCGGCAAGGAAGAAAUCUCGUAUGUUUUUGAAGGGGAUCCCGUGGACACGUUUGUGGCUCUGGUCAGGGUUCAGGACAGGGACUCUGGGCCGAAUGGGGAAGUGGUGUGUAAGCUCCACGGACACGGCCACUUUAAACUUCAGAAGACGUACGAGAACAAUUAUUUAAUCUUGACAAACGCCACCCUGGAUAGAGAAAAGAGAUCCGAGUACAGUUUGACUGUCAUCGCCGAGGACAAGGGAAGCCCCAGUCUCUCCACCGUCAAACACUUUACCGUCCAGAUCAAUGACAUCAACGACAACGUGCCCCACUUCCAGAGAAGUCGAUACGAGUUUGCCAUCUCGGAGAACAACUCCCCCGGCGCUUACAUCACCACCGUGACAGCCACCGACCCUGACCUUGGAGAGAACGGGCAAGUCACCUACACGAUCUUGGAGAGUUUCAUCCUGGGCAGCUCCAUCACCACAUACGUGACCAUCGACCCCUCCAACGGGGCCAUCUACGCCCUCCGCAUCUUCGAUCACGAAGAAGUGAGCCAGAUCACGUUUGUGGUGGAAGCGAGAGAUGGAGGGACCCCCAAGCAACUGGUCAGCAAUGCCACCGUCGUGCUCACCGUCAUUGACGAAAACGACAACGUGCCUGUGGUCAUCGGGCCGGCUCUGCGCAACAACACCGCAGAGGUCUCCAUCCCCAAAGCGGCCGAAAGUGGCUUUCACGUCACAAGAAUAAGGGCGAUUGACAGGGACUCCGGCCUGAACGCUGAGCUCAGCUGCUCCAUCGCGGGAGGGAAUGAGGACAACAUCUUCGUCAUCGACCCUCGAACGUGUGACAUCCACACCAAUGUGAGCGUGGAGGCCCUUCCCUACACGGACUGGGAGCUCUCGGUCAUCAUCCAAGACAAGGGCACGCCUCCGCUGCACACCAGAGUCCUCCUGAAGUGCACCAUCCUUGACUACGCGGAGUCGGUGACCAGCACGGCCAUGACCUCCGUGAGCCAGGCGCCCUUGGACGUCUCCAUGAUUAUAAUCAUCUCCUUAGGCGCCAUCUGCACGGUCCUGCUGGUUAUCAUGGUGCUGUUCGCCACGAGGUGUAACCGAGAGAAGAAGGACACCAGGUCCUAUAACUGCAGGGUCGCAGAAUCGACUUACCAGCACCACCCGAAGAGACCGUCCAGGCAGAUUCACAAAGGGGACAUCACGCUGGUGCCCACUGUGAAUGGCACCCUGCCCAUCAGGUCUCACCACAGGUCCUCUCCGUCUUCAUCUCCCACCUUGGAACGGGGGCAGAUGGGGAGCCGGCAGAGCCACAACAGCCACCAGUCGCUCAACAGCUUGGUGACAAUCUCUUCGAACCACGUGCCAGAGAACUUCUCAUUGGAACUCACCCACGCCACUCCCGCCGUUGAGGUCUCCCAGCUUCUCUCAAUGCUCCACCAGGGCCAGUACCAACCGAGGCCAAGUUUUCGAGGCAACAAAUACUCCAGGAGCUAUAGAUACGCCCUCCAAGACAUGGACAAAUUUAGCUUGAAAGACAGUGGCCGCGGGGACAGCGAGGCGGGAGACAGUGAUUAUGAUUUGGGGCGAGAUUCUCCCAUAGACAGACUGCUGGGCGAAGGAUUCAGCGACCUGUUUCUCACAGAUGGAAGAAUCCCAGCAGCCAUGCGGCUGUGCACCGAGGAGUGCCGCGUGCUGGGGCACUCAGACCAGUGCUGGAUGCCACCACUGCCCUCGCCCUCCGCGGACUACCGGAGCAACCUGUUCAUCCCUGGUGAGGAGUUCCCAGCCCAGCCCCCGCAGCAGCCUGCGCACCCCGGCCUGGAGGACGACCCCCCGCCCGCGGAUCCCAGCCAGAAGAAGAAGAGUUUCUCCACCUUCGGGAAGGACGCCCCCAGCGACGAGGACGCGGGGGACAGCAGCGCCUCCUCCCUGCUCUCGGAGAUGAGCAGCGUGUUCCAGCGCCUGCUGCCCCCCACGCUGGACGCCUGCACCGAGUGCCCCGACGGCGAGCGCACCAACUCGCUGGAGCACCGCAAGGGCCCAGCGCCCCCCAAGACGGCGGGCUACCCCCCGGGGGUGGCGGCCUGGGCCGCCAGCACGCACUUCCAGAACCCAGCCACCAGCUCGGGGCCAGCGCUGGGGGCGCACUCCAGCGUGCAGCCAUCCGCCAAGUGGCUGCCCGCCAUGGAGGAAAUCCCCGAAAACUACGAAGAGGAUGAUUUUGACAAUGUGCUCAACCACCUGAGCGACGGGAAGCACGAGCUUAUGGACGCCAGCGAGCUGGUGGCCGAGAUCAACAAGCUUCUGCAGGACGUGCGCCAGAGCUGAGCUGCCCUCCUCAGGGUGCCGCCCCCCCAACUCCCAGUCAAGGGGGCGCGGGCCGGGGAGCUGGCCUUGCCAAAUCGUUGCAUUUAUCAUAAAUGUGUCUGUGUAUAUUGAAUAUUAAAUACUGUAUUUUCGUAUGUACACAAUGCAAGUGUGAUUAUUUUAAUCUGUAUUUUAAAAAUACAUUUGUACCUUAUAUUUAUGUGUAAUUUAACAGACAGAUUUUAUUUUUUUACUCCCAUGACAAACAUGUUUUCCUAAUCAUGUAGAAACUAGCCAUCCUGCCGAUCCGAUCAGCCGUUCAACCACAAAGCUAAGCCCAGCAUUGCUUCCAUGAGUUAUAUGGGGCAAGAAGUUGUUUUUCUCUAGGGACAACCCCACUAAAGCAUUAUACAAUUCCUAGUUCCAUGAAGUGACCCAACUUGUUUUUUCAAUAUUUAAAAAAAAUAAGUAUCAGUAAAAAUGCUACACUCAUUUAUUAUUAUUAUUAUUAUUAUUAUUAUUAUUAUUACUGCUCUCUGCUUGUUCUGAUAGUUCAACUCUCACAGCAAACUUGAAACAGAAGGUGAAAUUUUCUUUCAUGUCUGGGACGUGUCUUAUGCAAUUAUGAGAACAGGACUACAGUGGCUCCUCCUCCGCUCCCCGGCCCCUACAGCUCAAGAAUAGUCACAGUGGCCUGUUCUUGGGAAAUUUCUCCCAAAGUAUCACUGCCUAUUCUAAAUCAAGGAAAAUGGAAUCUGCCCCUUAAACGAAUAACACUCAUUUCAAGGGUCCAGCAUUCUCUGCAUGACCCCUCCCCGGCAGUACAUACAAUUGAAUUAUUCUGAAUUCUAUUUGAAUCUGCCCCUCUCACCAUACUUGAACAUUUUCUCUUUGGCAAUAUUAUUUGUUCUAACUAUUUACUAUUAGCUUUUGUGUAGUGCAUGAGCUCAUAUUUUUGCUUUUAUAUUUAGUAUAAGAACAUUGAUAUAAUUCCAUUUUUGUUAUUCCAAUUGUUUUAUUUGUUGCGUGACAAACCACAAAUGCUUUAUUUAUUGUGCUGUUCUCUCUCUGUGUGGAAUUGCCUUGGUGAGGAUGAUUGUUAUAACGACUGUUCUCAUUUAUGACCAAGCUUCUAUUAAUGUUAUUUCUAUGAAUAUGCUAUCUUGAUUGUACUCUCCAAAAAAUUUGACUGUCGAUGAAAAUAAAAGGAAAAUUAAAGCAAAGCUAAGGAACUGUUCACGUAUCCAUCCUAGUCCCACAUAUAGGUUCAAAAACUUUGCAGGCAGCAUCCCCUUCAAGAGAGGGUAGCUCAGGGACAGGGACAGAACACUCGCUUGGCUGAGCAAACAGGAAAAACACAGCAAUGAAGGGGGGAACUUGAGACCCCCCAAAGGGAAUGAAAGUAGCCUAGGUAUUCCCACUGGAUUCAAGAAUUUAAAUGCAUUUGGAGCAUAACCGCAAUGAAAAAAAUCAAACCAUAACUACUU
Molecule: messenger RNA, 4850 nt
Organism: Talpa occidentalis (Iberian mole)
Lineage: Eukaryota; Metazoa; Chordata; Mammalia; Eulipotyphla; Talpidae
Gene: PCDH18
Product: protocadherin 18
Exons: 4
Coding region: 1-3384 (1127 amino acids)
Biological process (GO): homophilic cell-cell adhesion
Cellular component (GO): plasma membrane
Molecular function (GO): calcium ion binding
Source: RefSeq, a predicted model, not a curated record